AUGGUGCGCACCCUGAAUAAUUUGAAUAGCCUUGAUAAGGUUUCGGUAAAAGGCACUAUAGUGCACCAGCACAGAGCAGAGCAAUACGACACCAGUCCUUACAUCACAAAUCAGACGGUGCCUUCAUCACAGAACAUGGAUAAAGGAAAGCUCUGCAUUCUGCUACUGUCAGCUUUAUCUGCAGGCUUGUGUGGUUUCUCUUCGGCUCUUCCUCGUCGGCACUUCCACUUCAUCAAAACCCUAAAAACCUGGAAUGAAGCUUUGCAUUACUGUCGAGUGAAGUACACGGAGAUGGCCACAGUCAAUGACGAACAAGACUUGGGGGAACUCGCUUGUCUGGUGUACCCUUGGCAUCAACCUGUCCACUUAGGUUUGUACUUGACAUGGAGUUGGUCGUUGUCUGAAAAUGAUGACCACAAAGAAGGUGAACAGAGCUACUCAGCCUGGACAAAAGGUAAUCCUGGGCUGGGCCGCUGUACAAGCAUAGGACCGUCAGGAGGAUGGAACACAACAAGAUGCUCCCGAAGUUUGAACUUUUUCUGCUAUGAUGGAUAUGUCACUGAUCUUUCUAAGAGGUUUGUCAUGGGAAACGGUUCACUGAUGUGGCCUGAAGCCCAGACUUACUGCCGGACUCACCACACAGACCUGGCCAGAAUACGAAACCACAAUGAAAAUUUGAGGCUGCAGGCGAUGGCACAUGACAGACAGGUCUGGAUUGGGAUGGCACUGUGGCGUUGG
Molecule: messenger RNA, 738 nt
Organism: Sphaeramia orbicularis (orbiculate cardinalfish)
Lineage: Eukaryota; Metazoa; Chordata; Actinopteri; Kurtiformes; Apogonidae
Product: putative C-type lectin domain family 20 member A
Exons: 4
Source: RefSeq, a predicted model, not a curated record